Macrobrachium nipponense is the source of this 666-nucleotide messenger RNA. Its product is annotated as zinc finger and BTB domain-containing protein 20-like. The coding region runs from base 1 to 666 and encodes 221 amino acids. The transcript has a single exon. Gene Ontology annotation, biological process: regulation of gene expression. The record is from RefSeq and is a predicted model, not a curated record. Gene Ontology annotation, cellular component: nucleus. NCBI's taxonomy places the organism in Eukaryota, Metazoa, Arthropoda, Malacostraca, Decapoda, Palaemonidae.
AUGAGAUCUCCUGCCUCUCCUAGUGGGUGCUCACGGGGUAAAGGGCAAAAUCAGUUUUCACAUAUGAAAAUGUCUUCUCAGUCAGUUGUGAGAUCUCCAGGAACAAGUGGAGGAUGUACAACUCCUACAGGACGUUCACCUACAAUUGAUGGCCACUCUCCUUCUCUGACACCUUCUCCAUUAGCUGGUCUUGUGCCUAAUCUUACUCCAAUAAGUACUCCUUCUCCAACAGCUAGUGGUACUGGAAUACAGACUUCAGCUAAUAGUAUGCGAAAUGCAUCUAACUCUGGUGUUGUAGCUCCAUUGACCUGUGAUAUUUGCAAUAAAACCUUUACCUCCCGCUCAAAUCUCAAUAAGCACAAGCGAGUUCAGCACUCAGGGGAAGAGUAUGUUUGUCCUAUUUGUUGUCGGACAUUUAGAAAUAGGUAUUACAUUAAGGAACAUGUUCUGUUAUGUUCAACGGCCACCCAAAAGAAAGCUGCAGCUGCUGCAGCUUCAGUAGUUAUUAGUGGUGCAGUGUCACAAGAGGGAUUAGUAGGGAGUGGCGGGGAAGGUGAUGAUGACGAUGACAUUCAGGAAAGCAAAAUGAUAAUUGAUGAUCAUGAUGAAAUGGAAGAUGAUCAGCCAACUAAUUUGGUACUGCGGCGCCCUGCUUCACCUACUUGA